This is a messenger RNA of Aphidius gifuensis, 1409 nucleotides long. Its product is annotated as transcription factor IIIA-like. NCBI's taxonomy places the organism in Eukaryota, Metazoa, Arthropoda, Insecta, Hymenoptera, Braconidae. Gene Ontology annotation, biological process: regulation of transcription by RNA polymerase II. Gene Ontology annotation, cellular component: nucleus. Bases 13 to 1362 code for a protein of 449 amino acids. The record is from RefSeq and is a predicted model, not a curated record. Gene Ontology annotation, molecular function: transcription coregulator activity. The transcript has 5 exons.
CUUUUAAAAAAUAUGGGACAUUCAGAGAGUCAAAAUCCUGAUCCUUCAUUUGAAGAUGGAAAAAGUGAUAAAUCCAUGGAAACAAAUUCUGAUAAAUCAUAUAGAACAACAAGAUCUGAUAGAAAACGUAAAUUGAAUGAUAAAAAAAAUGAACCAACAACAAAAAAACAAAAAAAUGAUAAUGAGGUUUGUCAUAAACCAUUCAAGUGUACCAUUGAAGAUUGUGAUAAAUCAUAUGGUCAAUCAAAAUCAUUGAAAAGACACAUAAUGCUAAAACACAGUGACUAUGAAAAAGAUUUAAUGGAUGACAAUGAAACAAUUGCAAGUAGUUUUGAUGGUACAUCAGUAUCAAGUGACAUUAAUGCAAUUAAAAAACAUAAAUGUACUUAUGAUGGUUGUCAAGCUGCAUUUAGAAGACCAUCAAGACUUGUUUGGCAUAUUCGACAACAUACUGGAGAGCGACCUUUUCAAUGUACAUUUGAAAAUUGUGACAAAGCAUAUGCGACAGGAUCGCAUCUGAAAAGACAUCAACAAACACAUGAAAAUCUUGAAAAAUGCAUUGUAUGCACUGAUUGUCCAAGUACAUUUAAAAGUCUUCAAAAUUUGAAAAAACAUUAUUCUCGUGUACAUGAUAAAGAAUCAAGAAAAUUAUGUUGUAAUAUAUGUGAAAUGAGAUUUAGAAAAAAAUAUAAACUUGAUGAACAUAUUGCAGCACACAAUGGAAUAUAUCAUGAGUGUAAUAAAUGUGGUAAACAUUUUAAAACACUAUAUUUUUUAAAUAAACAUAUAGCUUGUGCACAUGCUAAAAAAACAUAUAAAUGUCCAUAUGAAGAGUGUGGUGAAAUAUUUGACACAUGGAAUGCUAGAACAGUUCACAAAAUAGAUUGUUCAUAUGCACCAAGAUAUCCUUGUACAGAAUGUACAAAAGUAUUUAAAAUAAAUAGUGUUUUAAAAAAGCACAUGAUAUCACAUGAGGAAAAGGAUAUGGUUUAUCCUUGUCCAAUAGAUAAUUGUUCAAAAUAUUAUAAGGAGAGAAGAAAUUUAAAUGUUCACAUGGCUAACAAACAUUUGGAACCAAAAAAAUAUACUUGUGAUUAUUGUAAUGUUGUUGUAACAUGUAAAUCAUCAAUUAGACGACACAUAACAAGUCUCCACAUGUCAGACAGGCCAUCAACAUCAACAGCAACAACAUCAACUGAUAAUAAUAAUAAUAAAAAAAAACGUAGAGAUGUUGGUGGAGUUAAAAAAAGUGUGGUUGGUAAAUUAAUUGGAUUGGAACUUCCUCGAGGUGUUCAAAAAGAAUUGCUUGAUAGAAUGACUGAUAUCAGCAUUGAAGAUAAAUUAUUUGAACCACCUUCAUAAAUUUAUUAUCAUCUUAAUAUAAUAUCACCUUGAUAGUCAUCUUUUUC